Molecule: messenger RNA, 2272 nt
Organism: Trichomycterus rosablanca
Lineage: Eukaryota; Metazoa; Chordata; Actinopteri; Siluriformes; Trichomycteridae
Product: 5,6-dihydroxyindole-2-carboxylic acid oxidase-like
Exons: 7
Coding region: 1-1563 (520 amino acids)
Biological process (GO): melanocyte differentiation; melanosome organization
Cellular component (GO): melanosome
Molecular function (GO): oxidoreductase activity
Source: RefSeq, a predicted model, not a curated record
AUGUUGACGGUGUGGUUGGUUCUCACCGGUGCGCUCGCGGUCACCGCGCAGUUCCCGCGUGAGUGCACGAGCCCGGAGGUCCUGCGCACCGGCCGGUGCUGCCCGUCCCCGUCCGGCCGCGCUGAUGACCCGUGCGGCGCGAGCCUAAACCGUGGACAGUGCGUGUCGGUGCGCGCGGACACUCGCCCCCACGGGUCCCAGUACCCGCACGUGGGCAGAGACGACCGCGAGCGCUGGCCGCUCCGCUUCUUCACCAGCGCGUGCCGCUGCAACGGGAACUUCUCCGGUCAUCACUGCGGCCGCUGCAGACACGGACUGACCGGGGCCAACUGUGACGUACCUGUGGCCGUGGUCAGGAGAAACAUUAUGACCCUGAACCCGACCGAGAGGAGAGCCUUCGUGAACACGCUGGACCAGGCUAAGAGGACCGUACACCCGGACCUGGUGAUCGCCACCCGCCACUACGAAGGCCUCUUCAACCCCGAUGGAAACAGCACCAUGUUCGAAAACAUCACCAUCUACAACUACUUCGUCUGGUCCCACUACUACUCCGUCAGUAAAACCUUCCUGGGUGGGGGGCAGCCCAGCUUUGGGGGGGUGGACUUCUCUCAUGAGGGACCUGGGUUCGUAACCUGGCACAGAUUCCACCUGCUGCAGCUGGAGCGGGACAUGCAGGACAUGCUGGGAGAUCCCAGUUUUGCUCUGCCCUACUGGAACUUCGCUGUGGGAGGGAACCAGUGUGAUAUCUGUACGGACGACCUGAUGGGCGCCAGGAGCAGCUUCGAUCAAAAUGGAAUCAGUUCCAACUCCAUCUUCUCCCAGUGGCGUGUGGUGUGUGAGAGUGUGGAUGACUACGAUACACUGGGAACCAUCUGCAACAGUACAGAGAGCAGCCCCAUCAGGAGGAACCCGGCGGGGAACGUGGCUCGCCCCAUGGUGCAGAGGCUGCCGGAGCCGCAGGACAUCGCCGCCUGUCUGCAGGUGAACGCGUUCGACACCCCGCCGUUCUACUCCACCUCAUCCGAGAGCUUCAGGAACACCGUCGAGGGUUACAGCGCCCCGGAGGGCACCUACGACCCCGUGGUACGCAGCCUGCACAACCUGGCUCACCUGUUCCUGAAUGGGACGGGAGGGCAGACACACCUGUCCCCCAACGACCCCAUCUUCGUCCUGCUGCACACCUUCACCGAUGCCAUCUUUGACGAGUGGCUCAGAAGACACCCAGGUUCUGCCGCGUACCCACAGGAGAACGCUCCGAUCGGCCAUAACAGAGAUUUCAACAUGGUGCCGUUCUGGCCCCCCGUCACCAACGCAGAGAUGUACGCGACGGCCCCGGAGAACCUGGGCUACACCUACGAGGCCGACUGGCCAGCUCGUCCCGUCACCCUGACCGAGAUCAUCACCAUCGCCAUAAUAGCCGCGCUGGUCGUCGUGGCGAUCGUCUUCGCCAUCACUACGUGCGCCGUGCGGUCCCGGUCCUUUAGGGAGGGUCGGCAGCCUCUUCUCGGGGAGCAGUACCAGCGCUACGACGAUCACAACGACAAGAGCCAGUCUGUGGUUUAAACCCCGGUCUGAUCUUCUGUAACGUCACUAUACGUGCCAAAAGUAUUCGGACGCCUGACCGUGAGCUUGUCGGACAUCCUGGUAUCACAAUAAAACUAGAUUAACAGCCUCAAGGCGUGGAAGCAUGUCUGUGGGGAUUUGUGCCCAUUCAUUCAGUCAAGAGCAGCAUUUAAAUUGCAUUCGUACUGUUGGGCCCUUGAGCAAGGCCCUUAACUCUCAAUUGCUUAGAUAGUAUACUGUCACAGUACUGUAAGUCACUUUGGAUAAAGGCGUCCGCUAAACGCCAGAGAUGUAAAUGUAAGUGUUUUGCUGUUUAUAGAGCUCAGGCCUUCCCUAAACUGUUGCUGCAAAGUUAACAGCCCAUUAGCAACUGUUUUAGAAGGGGUGUCCCGAUACUUUUGGCCGUAUAGUGCGUACAGAAAACGAUGCUUUGAUGUGAUGCUGUAUGGAUUUAAAAUAAACCCUGAAGUGCCUGGAUUUAUCGUUCACUGUUAGUUAAAGGUCCAGACGGGCGUGGCAGGAGUGCAGGGGCCCGAAACCCAAAAGUAAAAGUGAGGUGUUUGAAACUGCUCUGUACUUGAAGGUGCUAACGUGAGUGUAAUGACUGACUGUACAUGUAUUAACAUCACUGCUUCUUUAAUAUAAACAUAAUAAAUACUACAGAUCAGUUCUGUAUCCCGACCUGAACAUAAUAAACAUCUUAUUUCUA